This is a messenger RNA of Manduca sexta (tobacco hornworm), 2850 nucleotides long. RefSeq names its product nephrin. The coding region runs from base 42 to 2507 and encodes 821 amino acids. The transcript has 18 exons. Gene Ontology annotation, molecular function: protein binding. The record is from RefSeq and is a predicted model, not a curated record. NCBI's taxonomy places the organism in Eukaryota, Metazoa, Arthropoda, Insecta, Lepidoptera, Sphingidae.
AUAUAAACCUCUGUUUACCCCCAGAUCCCCCCGAUGCUCCGAUGAUCACCGGGUACAUACCAGGAACGACUCUAUCAGCUGGCACGGUGCAGAAGCUGUCCUGCAUCUCCACCGGAGGAAACCCCCUGGCCACUCUCACGUGGUUCAAGAAUGAUAAGAAGAUACAUUCAGUAACGAAGACUACGGAGAAGUCAGUGUCUGCAGAGAUCUCUAUCCUGACGAACGUGACUGACAACCAAGCGCAGUACAGAUGCGAAGCCACCAACAGCGCCACUGAGAUCCCACUCUUCGAAAAAGUCACUUUGAACGUUCAUUUCGCCCCAGAAGCAGUGAAAGUGAGAGCAGAACCUGAAAAGUUGAAACCGGGAAUCGAAGCCACACUGUACUGCGAUGCAGCCUCUAGUAACCCACCAGCCGCCUUAUCCUGGUGGCGGGAUGGUAUACCUGUGCAAGGUCUACCAAUGCAGCUCAAGAAAGGUCUUCACGGAGGAACAGUGUCAACAAUAGAACUCAAGCUGAAGAUCACCAAAGACAUGAACGGUGCGAUCUACACCUGCCAAGCCACGAACGAAGCGCUACAGAGAAGCGUCCACGAUGCUAUGGCGUUGAAAGUUCUUUACGCGCCAAUAUUCGACGAAGCAACGCCCUACACAACAGUUGGAGUAGAAAACGAACCGCUAAUCGUAGUAUUACGAGCUGAUGGCAACCCUGGAAGCAUCACUUACACUUGGACCAAGGACGGACUCCCCAUCACACAGUCUUCUUAUAGCAGCGGUAAUGACAGAAUACUUUCGGAAGGAAGUAUGUUGAACUUGACCCGACUGUCUCGCCACGACGCCGGUGUGUACACGUGCGAGGCUGUCAACUCCCAGGGAGCUGCUACUGCCAACAUCAGCAUAAAUGUUCACUAUCCUGCAAGCAUCGUAUCAGCGUCGCAAAAUGGAAUUACAAAUCCCAACGAAGACGCCAUUUUAUCUUGUACGGCUACAGGAAACCCAUUAACCUCAGAUCAUAUACGAUGGGAAAGGAAAGGAUACAAAAUCGAUCCCAAAUCUGUGACCUUUGAACCUAGAAACUCGACCAGCUAUCUCCACAUAAACCAGCCAACGAGAGAGGAUGUAGGGAACUUCAAAUGCGUGGUAGACAAUGGAAUAGGAGGAGAGUCAAAGGAAAACGUUAUGCUCAUUGUCAAGUUUAAACCAGAGAUGGACAGUGCACCGAAUUUGGCUAAAUCUGCGUCCAAUGUCGGUCAAGUUGGAAGGUUGACUUGCAAAUGCAAAUCCGCACCAGCGCCAAACUUCACGUGGUCCAAAACCGGCAGCACGUUACCAGUAAACACUUCCACAAAGUACUUCGCCGAGUACCACAAGAUAGACCCCAUCACUUACUCCUCGGUGCUCCUCAUCAAUGACGUCACGUCCUCCGACUACGGCUCGUACGAAUGCGGCGCCAGGAACGACUUGGGCUUCAGUUCCGCCACUGUUAAGUUGGAUAUCACAAGUGCACCAGAUCAAGUGAUAUCGCUGACGGUGUCGAACGUUACCCACAGCACGGUCACUUUAGAGUGGGUGCCAGGGUUCGACGGAGGUCUCACUUCAUGGUACAGAAUACGAUACAGAAAAAUUUACGACGACGCAUAUAAAUAUGAAGACGUGAUGCCCAAAAACGCUACAACCUUCACCAUCGGUGGAUUAGAGAAGAGUACAGACUAUGUAUUCUCCAUAAUGGCGCUAAACAAAAUUGGACAAAGCAAAUAUAGACCGGACGAUACGAAGAUUACUACACUAACUUCAUCAGAAGUAGGCGAGCUGAACGUAAUCUCCACGGAGUAUGUGGAUCAGGCUGAUGUGUCAAAAUCAGUCGUCAUUUACGUGUCCAUCACUGGGGUUGUGUUGGUUUUCAUUAACGCCGCCUUGAUCGCUUGUUUCAUAUUGAAAAGGCGUUCGAGAAGGUUGAAAGAGCAAGCGGGCCAGUCGUCGAAAUCGGCCACGAUAGAAAUGUACGCGCCAUCGUCAUACAACGAUACGAUGACUGGGGAAACUCUGAGCUCGGUUUCAGAGAAAUCUGAGACGUAUUCCCAAGAUGAGGGGGAUGACCGACAACCUCCGCCCAUCCCUGAGGUGCCUACGAUGCCCAACAGGCAUAUGCUGAGCCAGACCACGGACGCCUACCUCAUGGACGACCAGGGCAUCGUGAUUCCCCCACCGCUGGACUACCCGCCGCCCAACUACGCCGUGUACGACGGAGACCACGCCAGGACCCUGCCUCAUCCGCACCGGCAUAAGGACAUCAGCGGCCACAGCACCUUGGGAAGGAGUGCUGGUAAAACGAACUACGUACCGGCUCCUAGUCCCAUGCCACCGCUCGACGGAUCCUACUACAAUAUGGCUUCCGAUAGAUAUCUGUCCUACCCGCCUUUGAUUGGAGAAUAUUUGCAACAACAAGCCGGCCGCACUCCAACUCCCCUCAGCAGUACGGAGCUCAGCCAUUACCGAAGCCUCACAUGAUGAACGGAGGGAUAUCGGGAGGAUCGCCUUCUCACAUGACCAGCCCGCCGCACAACUACGGGCUUGAUGUUUCUCUAGACAGACAGUCAGCUGGUGGCACUCUAAGGCGUCAGAGGCUGGACAAGAUGGCCGCCGUUCCACCACCAGAUGUCACCGUACUUCAUCAGGGCAAUUGCACACAGCACCAGAUGUCCCUAAACUCCAUCAGUGAAGCAACCCCAGUCGAUCCUGAAGGACCCAUCGCGACACAAAUACGGCAACCAAUACGGGAGCCCAGUUUCCACCAGCACCCCUCACAACUCAAGCCAAAUAUUGACAGUCCAAAACCUACCAUCAGACGUGC